Messenger RNA from Pundamilia nyererei, 1412 nucleotides. RefSeq names its product protocadherin beta-18-like. The transcript has 2 exons. The record is from RefSeq and is a predicted model, not a curated record. Gene Ontology annotation, molecular function: calcium ion binding. The coding region runs from base 192 to 1412 and encodes 406 amino acids. Gene Ontology annotation, biological process: homophilic cell-cell adhesion. Gene Ontology annotation, cellular component: plasma membrane. Lineage: Eukaryota; Metazoa; Chordata; Actinopteri; Cichliformes; Cichlidae.
CAGGAGGCACAUACUGGAUAGAGGACACGACGUUUUCGAGUGGACGGGAAAACACGUCUCGGUUAUUGUUUUGUUCUUUGUCGAGGAAUAUGCACUGACUUUCUGGCGUUCCUUGGGAAUAAAGGUUGACGCGUUUUAUUCAGCAGAAAAAAACGUGUGUUUCUGCCUGUGUCAUAUUACCGAGGAGAACAAUGAAACGGCAAGUACCGUUUUUUGUCUCGUUCCUUUUUGUCAGCUCCGUUUUGGGACAUGUCAGCUACUCCAUUAACGAGGAAAUGUCAGUGGGUUCCGUAAUUGGAAGAAUAGCACAAGAUUUGGGUUUGGACGUAGAGAAACUAAAAUCACGCAAGGCUCGUGUGUUUUUUGGUGAUAGCACAGAAUAUAUUGAGCUAAAUAAAGAUAGGGGAGUCCUCCUUAUCAAAGAAAGAAUAGACAGAGAGACGCUCUGUGGUCAGAUGAUUCCAUGUGCUCUACAAUUCCAAAUUAUUUUAGAGAAACCUAUUGAAUUUUACAGAGUACAUGUUGAAAUUGUGGAUAUAAAUGAUAAUACCCCCCUUUUCGAAAAAGGGGAUAUUAAAUUUAAAAUAAGCGAGUCUGCAGUCAUCGGGUCGAAAUUUGAUUUAGAAAGGGCGGUGGAUUUGGAUGUGGGAAUUAAUGGUCUCCAAAACUACAUCCUCAAACCGACUGAUAAUUUUGCUCUUAAAUUACACAAUCAGGCAGACGGCUCCCGAAAUGUUGAGAUGGUUUUAAAACAGCCUCUUGACAGAGAGAAAAAUGAACAUUUAUCUUUAGUGUUGACGGCCGUAGAUGGAGGAGAACCUCAGCUGUCAGGGACAAUGCAGAUUCAGAUCACGGUGUUAGAUGCUAAUGAUAAUGCACCCGUUUUCACGAAGUCGGUAUACAAAGCUAAUGUCGCAGAAAAUUCACCAAGAGGCACAGUUGUAACCAUAGUCAGUGCAUCAGAUGCUGAUUACGGAUCAAAUGGACGAAUAACGUAUUCGAUCAGAAAUACUUUAGACGAUGUCAGACAGUUGUUUGAGGUAAAUGAACACACGGGCGAGGUUAGAUUAACAGGAAAUAUUGACUACGAAAAGUCAAACAAUUAUCGGAUAAAUGUGCGUGCAAGUGAUGACGGAGGACUAACGGACACAUGCAAAGUAAUAGUUGACGUUAUAGAUGUGAACGAUAAUCACCCCAUUAUUAACAUAAUGUCUGAAACAAAUGUUAUAUCUGAAGAUAUCAAAAGCAACACUGUAGUGACAAUAAUUAAUAUUCAAGACAUAGACGACAGCGAGAAUGGCAAAGUCAGCUGCACAAUAAAUGAAAAUAUUCCGUUCAUAUUACAAUCAACGGAAAAUAAUUUCUAUACCUUAGUAACAGACAGUGAUUUAGACAGAGAGAGAUUCAGUUGA